Durio zibethinus is the source of this 1255-nucleotide messenger RNA. The record is from RefSeq and is a predicted model, not a curated record. Lineage: Eukaryota; Viridiplantae; Streptophyta; Magnoliopsida; Malvales; Malvaceae.
UAAUAUGUACUCGUUACCUAUUUGUUUCUGCUUCUUCAAGCAUGAGAUCCAUUGCAUCUGUUUAGCCCAGAUAAAAGGUAUUAUAGGAAAACAAAACACACAUUAAAAACCAACCAAAAAAAAAGAAGGAAACUUUAUAAAACCCAUGCUCCCUUUCUUUUGCAAAACCCCGUCAGCAUUUGGUACCAACAACUCCUCCUCUCCCCCAUUAUUUGCUUUCAAGUGCACUUUUCAAAUGGCUGGAUCUUCACUGGAUGAAAUGUCAGAUUCUGGGGCUUUUAUGAGAACUGCUUCAACAUUUCACAACUUCUUCUCUCGAGACCCACCUGAGUCGGGAACGUAUCAUUUGUAUGUAUCAUAUGCUUGGCCCUGGGCUUCCAGGUGCCUUGCAUACUUGAAGAUUAGAGGACUUGACAAAGCCAUCGGUUUCAGGGUUGUCAAACCCAUAUGGGAAAGGACAAAGGAAACUGAUGAGCAUAUGGGGUGGGUUUUUCCCACCUCUAAUACAGAGGAGCCAGAUGCUGAAUCUGACCCCUCCAAAUGGAGCAGAGACUAUAAGAACUAUACUGUGAAGUACUCAGUUCCUGUCCUAUGGGACGAGAAAUUCAAGACUAUUGUUAGUAACGAGAGUUCAGACAUAAUCCGAAUGCUUACUACUGAAUUCAAUGACAUAGCAGAGAAUCCUGAUUUGGGCCUUUAUCCUCCUCAUUUGAGGGCUCUAAUUGAUGAGACAAGUGAAUGGAUGUACAGUGGAAUUAACAACGGCGUUUACAAAUGUUGGCUUGCUAGACAGCAAGAGCCUUAGAUGAGGUCUUUUUGUUGUGGGUUGAUAUCUUCAAUUUAGUGUGGGACUUCUCGGUCUCUACAUUCUUGAAACAGUUCUGUUCUCUUAUUACGUAUGUCUUGUCAUUGGACCAUCAAGGCUGUAAAACAAUUAUAUGAAGCUUUGGAAAAGUGUGAGCAGAUUCUUUCCAAGCAAGCAGCGGUACAUUUGUGGGAACAUUCUGACUGAGGCAGAUAUUCCACCGUUUGUGACCCUUGAGCUAUUUUGUUUGCCCACACAGCUUUAUGGUAUCAUGUAUUUGGUUUAACUAAAACCAUCUUAAUUUACCUAUGGAUGGCUGUGGCUGCCUCGAGCGAAACAAAGAAUGUGUAUUUUUCUUUGUUAUAUGAGUUCGAGUUUACAGUAAAGAUGUGGAAAAUUAAUAUUUUAUAAAUUUGUUAAAUUUUUAAGUAAACAAAUUUAUUUAAAUCG